Messenger RNA from Metarhizium album ARSEF 1941, 1713 nucleotides. RefSeq names its product general amidase. The transcript has 7 exons. Bases 1 to 1713 code for a protein of 570 amino acids. The record is from RefSeq and is a predicted model, not a curated record. Lineage: Eukaryota; Fungi; Ascomycota; Sordariomycetes; Hypocreales; Clavicipitaceae.
AUGACAUCGUGGGAAGCUAAAGCUGCUGCCAAGCGAGCAAGCACAAUUGCCAAGAUCCCGCCUGCAUGGAGGCUAAGCACAGCCGAUCUUCAAAGGGCCAAGGAUGAGCGAAAUCUCACGGGACCCUUCAUUCGCGGAUUUCUAACAGAUAGUGUUAAUACCAUCACAGCCAAGGAUAGCCUCCAGCUGGUCGAGUCCCUGCGGCGGGGACAUCUGACCGCCGUCGAGGUCACGACGGCCUUUUGCAAUACCGCUGCUGUCGCACACCAGAUUAACAACUGUCUCCACGAGAUAUUUUUUGACGAGGCCAUUGAGCGCGCAAAGCAUCUGGACGCAUACUUUGCUCAGCACAAAACCGUCCUAGGACCGCUUCAUGGCCUCCCUAUCAGCCUAAAGGACCAAUUUCACGUCAAAGGUGUCGAUACAACAAUGGGCUAUGUGGGAUGGAUUGACAGCAACCUGGGCAUCACCGACCCAAGCCAAAUACACAAGCUUGAAAGCCAGAUUGUCACCGAGCUGCUGUCUCUAGGUGCUGUGUUGUACUGCAAGACAAGCGUGCCGCAAACUCUUCUAUUUGGCGAGACCAAGAACAACAUCAUCGGCCAGACUCUCAAUCCACACAACCACAACUUGUCGUGCGGCGGAUCGUCUGGUGGCGAGGGGGCGCUGCAGGCUCUGGGAGGCAGCACGCUGGGCGUCGGCACGGAUAUUGGGGGCUCGGUCCGCAUUCCCGCCUCCUUCAACGGGAUAUUCUCCAUCAAACCAACGCCAGAAAGGGUUUCCUACCGUAAUUCUGCCAACACGAACCCGGGACAGAAUACCUACCGCUCUGCUGUUGGCUUUCUCAGCACCUCGCUAGGUGGUCUGGAGCUCAUCCUCAAAGGAAUUCUGUCUACAAAACCAUGGCUGAAAGAUCCUGCCGUUGUUCCGAUACCCUUCCGUCAGGCUCUUUUCGAUGAAUACGUCUCUCGUGCGGAGCCUAACGGAUCAGUUACCCAUUCCAAGCAGUCGUUGAAACUUGGCGUUCUGCGGACAGACGGUGUUGUCCAGCCUCACCCUCCGGUCACCCGAGGUUUGAACGUUGUGGUAGCUGCACUCCAACAAGCGGGUCAUCUCGUCGUGGAUUGGCGUCCCCCUCCUCAAAGAACAGCCGAGAGGGUGCAUCUAUCGUUUCUAAAGGCGGACGGCGCACACGACAUCCACAGUCACCUUGGUCUCUCUGGAGAGCCACUAAUACCGGAGCUUCAGGAGUCAUUUAGGCUCAAGCCUCCGAUGGGGCUGCUCGAAUACCAGCACAAUACGCUAGAGGGACUCGCUUAUGAAGCCAAGUAUUCAGAUUACUGGAACCAGACUGCGAGUGAUGAUGGUCAAAUUGUAGAUGCUGUAAUCAUGCCGGUCGCUCCUCACGCGGCAGUAAUUCCUGGAAAAUAUUAUCACACUGCAUAUACCGAGGCUAUCAAUUUGUUAAAUUACAGCGCGGUCGUUAUACCCGUGACAAAAGCCGAUAGAGCCCUUGACGCCAUAGACAGCGAUUAUCGUCCCAAAAAUGAAAUAGACCAGCGCAACUGGGAUGCUUACGAUCCCGAAAUCUAUCAUGGGGCUCCCGUCGGAGUCCAGCUCGUUGCUCGAAAGUUUGAAGAGGAAAAGAUUUUGGCCAUUGCGAAGAUAGUUUUCGCUGCCCUUGAAGAGGCAAGGAACAGGAAAGAUGAUUGA